Batrachochytrium dendrobatidis JAM81 is the source of this 1785-nucleotide messenger RNA. RefSeq lists its product as uncharacterized. The transcript has 2 exons. The record is from RefSeq and is a predicted model, not a curated record. The coding region runs from base 1 to 1437 and encodes 478 amino acids. Lineage: Eukaryota; Fungi; Chytridiomycota; Chytridiomycetes; Rhizophydiales.
AUGCCUACUGAUUUUGCACUGAUAUUUGAACUUUCCAAGACUGUGAUUACCGGUGAACGGUUUGACUUGGUGCUGCAUACCGCCAAAGACCUGCAUCGUCCAGAAGGCCGUCAAUGGCAUGGACGCGUAUGGGGAGAUCUGACUUCUUUACAUACUAGCCGAGUCCUAUCCUGCACUCAGGCACCACUUGUUGUAGGUCAAAUGAAUAUUGGAGGCUCAGUAGGUGGUCCAGGUGGAAUAGCUUCUUGUCAGCAACCCAUCUAUCAAGGAAGCAUUGAACAGAUGCUCCAGGUGAUCUUUUCCAGAUUUGAUGCAGGAGAGUUUUCUGAAGGUGUGUUUCUUGUCAAGGCCGACUAUGGUCAAGAGUGGUUUUCACCAGUUUUACAACAUCCACAUUGUGUACUUCGACAUCUUGUUCCUACGCAUUCUGCUUCGAGCGAAGUAUCUCGUGAGCAAUUACAUCAUUUUUCCGGUUUGGGUGUUUCAUCUACUUCUAACUCUGGUAUCGGGCAAAUACCAAAAUCUUCAUUGAUCGAUAGUACUGCAUCCAUAACCACCCUUUCACCUAGUAUUGGUGGAAUGGCUGUUGGUUGCUGGGCACCCUUGGACACGACUGACUCGGUGUCGGAUUCAUUGCAUCCAAGUCCAAAUAUGUCGCUCAAUCCAACUCCAAUCAUGAGAUCUGAAUCCAUGCAUCCGAGUCCUGCUACUGUAUCAGUCGCGGAUACAAUUUCUCGAGCUAAUCCCAUCACUACAAGCACUACAUCACCUCAGAUGUUAAAUGCAGUGGAAUCGCAUGUUCUUUUUUACCUUGGUCCUAAUGUUAAAAACUUUUGUUAUGCAUUCUAUGCCAUUGGACUGAUUCCUGGAGUCAACUGUUGGUCUGCAGUUAUGUUGACAGAUGAUAUGUCAAUGGGAUGCAUGGAUAGUUCAAUGUCAUCACCACAUAUACACGAUCGAUUUCCUUCGGAUCAAUCACGAGCUACUCAAAACUCGUUUACAAUGCCACAUGGUGUUCAAGCCGCCGCCUCAAUGGUGGGCCAGCAUUCAAUGCUCAACAUGUCCCAUCAACCAAGUCACAUUCAACAGCAUAUUUUGCAAAAACAACAGGCGCAACAACGCGCUCAACAUCAACAUCUACUUCUUCAACGUCAACAGCACCAACUCAAGCAGCACCAACUCCAGCAGCAGUUGCGUCAACAGAAUUUACAACAUCAUCGUGAAAUGGAAUCGGCUUUGUUUAGUCCAAUGGAUCAGUCUAUGGGUCAAGAUUCACAACACAAUCUGUAUGCACCAUCGCAGGGGCAGUUUCAAAUGAUGAUGCAGCAGGAGCAUCAACCACUAGGACAAAUGUAUACAGACUCACUGUUGGGUGGCAUGUCUUCAUCAUCCACACUGCAGUCUCCUCAGAUUGUGAUGCCCCAAUGUACACCAUAGAUUCCCACCUUCUUAUUGCUUUGUGAAACUGUCUGAUUCUUACAAAAAGGCGGACAAUAGUGUAGCAGCUGCUUGUUUUGCUUAUUUCUUGAUAUUUCAUUUUUAUUUACUACCCAUGUUUGUUGAUUCAUGUUGUUGGAGCUACUGAUACGUGUAUUACUGUUACGGAUAUUUAUGCGACAAUGACGUUGAUUUGACUCGGGUUGUUGACAUGAUACGCCAUUUAAUCUAGUAGCACCCCAAUUAACUUGUUUUGAUUGCUAAUAUCCAAUCCUGUCAUGUCCUGAACAAACAAUACUUUUUUUUAUCUUGUCGCUUAUUUAGCAAUAAAUACUGCUCGUUUAUCAG